This is a messenger RNA of Suhomyces tanzawaensis NRRL Y-17324, 3068 nucleotides long. RefSeq lists its product as uncharacterized. The record is from RefSeq and is a predicted model, not a curated record. The transcript has a single exon. NCBI's taxonomy places the organism in Eukaryota, Fungi, Ascomycota, Pichiomycetes, Serinales, Debaryomycetaceae. Gene Ontology annotation, molecular function: carboxypeptidase activity. Bases 356 to 2896 code for a protein of 846 amino acids.
UGUUAGUAAUAUCUUACCUAAUCGCCGUAGAUCCCGAUCGCUUCCCCCUUUGAGAAGAUAGCUUAUGUGUCAUAGCACUUUUGCACCAAACCGGAGUGGGGAAUGACAUCUUGUAGCAUGGGAUAAACCUAGUACUUGGAGACUUAUGGGAUACCAUUCAUGUGGCCAAUUGCCAAUAUUGUAGCCUUCCUUGGUUCAAUCUGAUAUGUGGCAUAUCACGUGACAUGGACCGUGGGGGGCCUAUUAAUACUCUAUUCAUGACCCACGGAUACUACACCUAAUCAUUCCUCCACAUUUAGAACUCAAUCUUAUCCGAUUACGCUAGACUGAAUGAUCAAUAGCUUAGUGUCCUAGUAUGGCCGCUGAACUUUCCCAACGUCAGUCUGUUGCUCCUGAAAGCCAGACUGAGGCAACCGCAUUAUUAGCAGUUUCACCAAACUCCGAAGAGACUAUCAAUGGGCCUCAACAAGAUGACCUAGAAGGAGACGGCUCAUCUAAGUAUGGCAGCAUAGGCUACUCGGAUUCUCCCCAUGUUUUCACUCGCCGCUUUUGGUGGUUUUGUUCUUUGGGCUUGGCUGCGUUGAUAGUAUUACAAUUGACAUUUUUGCCGAGAACGUCGUUGAGUCGGGACUACAGAAGAUAUCAUGGAAUUCACCUUACCAAGUCCGAGGUCAAACGCAACUUUUUGGUAUUUGCUGGCAUUGGAAAUUCCCACGGUAGUUUGACGACCGAGCAACACAUUCUAAAGUGGCUCCAAACGUUUAGUAAAAUCCAUUCCGAGAGCAAAAUCAACACAUUAGGAAGUAAUAAUCAUAAACUCACAUCCUUUGUCGAAUCUCAGUUUAAGCAGUUCGGAUUCAAAACCCAUAGCUACUCCUAUGACGUUCCUUUGCUUAAGGUUCCUGAAAGUCUGGAAUUGACUUUAGUUGACUCCAAAAGUGGCAGACAACUAUACAUUGCAAAAUUACUUGAGCCCAACUCUGAAACACCAGCUUUUCACUCUUUUGGGGCAAAUGGAACCAUUGAUAGCGAUUACAUUUAUGCUAAUUCGGGUGACACCGAGGAUUACGAGCUAUUGGUGAAGCAUGGGUUUGAAAUUGCUAAAAAGGUGGUGAUAGUCAAGACAGAAUUGAAUUCCAAUAUUAGUAUUGCGGAGAAAGUCCAGAUUGCACAAAAGUUUGGAGCUUCCGCAUUCAUCAACUACUACGACUUUGAAUCUUACGAGAAGGCCAACGAGAAGAAGCUCGAUUGGGCUAUUUCAAGGAGCAGUUUAGGAAUGGGAUCACUUCUGCACUUUCACACCCCCAAAAUAGUAUCUAUCCCUGUCAGCCUAAAUGCACUCAAACCAAUACUUGACACUUUCAAAGAGACUAUUAAGAACGACGACUUCAGUGACUGGGACUUUCACCCACUGAAAUCAUCUAAUAAUUUACAUCUUCACCUUUCUACCACCUUCAAUGGGCAAUCCAAAGGUAAAGCUACCAAUAUUGUUGGCACUCUCAAGGGUAUUAUAAACGAUGGUGACAUUAUUAUUGCAUCCAAGAGAGAUUCAUUGACUUCAUCAAAUCCUUCAAGUGGCCACGCAGUUUUGUUUGAAAUAAUGAGAAAUUACCAGAGAUUAGUCAAGCUAGGCUGGAAACCGUUGAGGAACAUCAAGUUUAUCAGCUGGGAUGGUUCAUCAGAUGGAAUGAUUGGUAGUCAACUUUUUGUGAAUGACACUGUUGCUUUCGACGCCAAGCGUCCUAUCCUUAGUUAUAUCAACAUAGAUGGUGAUUGCAUUAUUGGAAGUAAGUUGCAUGUUGAUUCCAAUCCGUUCUUCAACCACAUUUUGAAGCUGACGUCCAAGUUUGUACCCAUUCCAAAGGGCUCUACAUCCUAUAAGAAUCUUCCAGAAACAGAAACCGAAGGCAUACUUCGCGAUCUAAACAUCGAGGAUGACACGGACGAUGAAGAACCUUUUGAAGAUCAUGACUACGAAGAAAACUAUACAACUUUGCAUCGUUACUGGAUGAAGCAAGAUAACGGUACUAUCAACAAUGUUCUAGGACAGGAGCUCAAAUUUUCAGAUGCAGGGAUUUUUCAAAAUCAUCUUGUGGUUCCGCUGAUCAAUAUUAGGUUUGACAAUGAUAUUAAGAGAGAAUCCUCAGUCUACAUUCCAAACUCAAACUACUAUUCUCUCAAUUGGUUGACUGAUAGACACAUAGAUACAGACCUUAUCCUCCACGGUCUGUUGAUUAGAUACAUUGGCUUACUAGGCAUAAAUCUUAGUGAACAUGAAGUGGUGGAUUACAAAGCACGGUCCUAUUUUGAUUUCAUCCGAAAGCUGUUGGAUUCAUUCUUUGGCGACAAUGAACAAAUCUUGGAUGAAUGGAAGAAUAAACAGGUAGGGCAAUACUUAUUAAGUAAAUGGUCCAUUUUCAAAGAUAUUCAGAGAAGUUAUCCUGAAGUGGAAGAUGUUAGGUUGAAGGACCUUAUUGCCCAGAUAAAAUUGCUUGUCAAAGAUUCAUACAAUGAUACAAUUGCUACCGAUAAGUAUAACAAACAUGUUCAAAGCAACUUAAUCAAAGACUAUCCAUGGUAUAGUUAUUAUAAGAAGGUGGGUCACUUUUCACAAUUCAAGUUGGCUAAUUAUAAGCUGUUGCAUUGGGAAAAGAACCUUAAAUUGGACACUAAGGAUUAUCAAUAUUUGGGAGUGAAUGAGAGCUUUUACUCAAAUUUGCUUUAUGGCGUGCCCGGUUUUGAUAUCGGAAAAAACUCAACUUACUUGAAUCAGAGAUUCAAGCUUAGCACAUUCACUGGCCUUCGUGAAUCGGUAAAUGAGAAAGAUUAUGAGCUUACUGUGAAAUGGUUGGUAGUACUUUAUGACAAAUUACGGAAUAUUAAUUGGCUAUUAUGAUGGGUAAUUUUGCUUGGGAGCAUUUCUUUUCUUAGUUUUUAGCGGGAAGUUUUUAUUUAUGGAAUGGACGAUGAGCUGGUUUUUGAUUUACUUAUUGUUGAAAUGAGUGUUGUAAGAUCUAUGGUAAUAGCUUUUAUAUUGACUUCAAAUUGGGGAUAAUUAUAGCAAGCAA